Molecule: messenger RNA, 216 nt
Organism: Prunus armeniaca (apricot)
Lineage: Eukaryota; Viridiplantae; Streptophyta; Magnoliopsida; Rosales; Rosaceae
Source: the annotation of a GenBank genome assembly
AUGGAGAGGUGGAGAGCUCCAAUGUUAAAGCUCCUCAGGCGCUCUGUAUCCACCUCACCAGAGAGUUGGCCAUUCAGGGGAGGUCCUUCAGAAGAUGGGAAGUACACGGGGAUAAAUGCAGAGUGUUGUCCCGACGGAGAGGACGAGUUCUACAUCCAUUCAAUCUCGAGCACCAGUAUCAGCACAAAUUGUGAUUGGAACCCAUGGUACAAUUAA